Messenger RNA from Triticum turgidum subsp. durum (durum wheat), 951 nucleotides. Lineage: Eukaryota; Viridiplantae; Streptophyta; Magnoliopsida; Poales; Poaceae. The record is from the annotation of a GenBank genome assembly.
AUGGUGUCGAGGACGCCCACGAAGGCGCCGGCGGCCAGGCCCGGCACCGGCACCGGCAGCCCCGCGAAGCCGUCGCCGUCGCCGACCCCGGCGGCGAGGCGCCGCCGGGCCCUUCGCGGGGGCCGCCGCCCGUCCUCCACGAAGCGGAGGGCGUCCCCGCUCAAGUCCCUCGCGGCCGCCCCCGCCGCCGUGGCCUCCUCCUUCGGCCGCUCCGUGCGCUUCUGCCGCCGCCGCCUCAUCAAGGUCUUCGCCCGCCUCGCCGUCCUCGGCUCCCCGUCCAAGCGCAGGGCCGGGGCCGCGGGGUUCCAGCGCCUCCGCUCCUCCUCGCCCCCGCCCUCGCCGCACUUCUCGCCCCGCGCUCAGCGGCCCGGCAGGGUCCACGCCGCCGCGCUCCCGCCGCCGUCGGAUCCGGAAAAGAAGACCCUUUUUCUGGACCUCGACGAGACGCUCAUCCACUCCCAGACCGACCCGGCGCCGGCGCGCUACGACUUCACCGUGCGGCCGGUCAUCUGCGGCAAGGCGGUCACCUUCUACGUCUGCAAGCGCCCGGGCGUCGACGACUUCCUCCGCGCGGCGGCGGAGGCCUUCGAGGUCGUCAUCUUCACCGCGGGGCUGGAGCAGUACGCCUCGCUCGUGCUCGACCGCCUCGACCCCACGGGCGCGCUGAUCGCGCACCGCCUGUACCGCAGCGCCUGCCGAGACGACGGGGACGGCAGGCUCGUCAAGGACCUGUCGGCCACUGGCCGGGCUCCGGACUGCGCCAUCAUCGUCGACGACAACCCAAACGCCUACUCCCUGCAGCCAGAGAACGCCCUCCCGGUGGCGCCCUUCAUCGACGAUGCCAAUGACCAGGAGCUGGAGAAGGUCAUGCGAUUCUUGGACGCCGCCGCAGGGUUCGACGAUACCAGGGAGGCCAUCAGGUACUACAAGGAUCUCGUCACAGAGAAGUGA